UGUCUGAAUUAUCUUCUUUUUUAUCAAGGAAAAGUAUUCAAAGGCUGUGUGUAACUUCUCCUUCCAAAGAUGGCAACUAUUGCUACUAGUCUUAACAUUGCAACUCAACGUGUCGUCUUCACCAGCGAGAAUCGAUCGGUUCAUCUUACAGGUCCGGUCCGUUUGAACAAUCCGUGGAACCUAGGGUCAAGAACAACGAGCCGGAUGGUUAAAUUUAGUCCGGUUAAGGCAGCACCGGAAGGAGGAAUAUCGGAUGUAGUGGAAAAAAGCAUCAAGGAAGCUCAGGAGACUUGUGCGGGGGAUCCUGAGAGCGGGGAGUGUGUAGCUGCGUGGGAUGAGGUUGAAGAGCUUAGCGCAGCAGCUAGCCAUGCUAGAGACAAGAAGAAAGCUGAUGGUUCGGACCCUUUGGAGGAAUACUGCAAAGACAAUCCUGAGACCAAUGAGUGCCGUACUUACGACAACUAAAGGAGGUAAUCCAGAUCAUGUUCAGGAUUCCUUUAUUACAAAAUCUUUGUUCCGGUCGAUUUGUCAAUUUGGCAGAUGUAAUGUAAUAAGGAUGAUGUCUUAUUAAGACUUAAUUUAGCUCUAAAAACAUUGUAAUUUGGUGUUCCACAUACGAAUACAAAGGACAGAAUCUCAA
Capsella rubella is the source of this 640-nucleotide messenger RNA. Its product is annotated as calvin cycle protein CP12-2, chloroplastic. Bases 70 to 465 code for a protein of 131 amino acids. Lineage: Eukaryota; Viridiplantae; Streptophyta; Magnoliopsida; Brassicales; Brassicaceae. Gene Ontology annotation, cellular component: chloroplast. The record is from RefSeq and is a predicted model, not a curated record. The transcript has a single exon. Gene Ontology annotation, biological process: negative regulation of reductive pentose-phosphate cycle.